Molecule: messenger RNA, 1497 nt
Organism: Caenorhabditis elegans
Lineage: Eukaryota; Metazoa; Nematoda; Chromadorea; Rhabditida; Rhabditidae
Gene: C35E7.10
Product: Tyrosine-protein kinase
Exons: 7
Coding region: 151-1443 (430 amino acids)
Biological process (GO): developmental process
Molecular function (GO): protein tyrosine kinase activity; non-membrane spanning protein tyrosine kinase activity; ATP binding
Source: RefSeq, marked reviewed
AUAAUUUUAUCUCUGCCCUAAAUCUCCAAAAAUCAAUCAGUCUCAGAAUUCGGAAUUCAGUAUUUGAUAUAAAUCCUUGCAUUGAUUGUGUCCAAUCACACUUUGCACAAGCUUCGUUAGAUCUUAACAAGAUUAAAACAAGCUGAUAUCAUGACUGAUAAGGAUCUACUUCAUCAAAAGUACUAUCACGGAUUGCUGCCGAGAGAGGACAUUCAGGAGAUGCUUAAUAAACCCGGUCAGUUCUUGCUCAGAACAUCGGAGCCUGUUAAAGGAGAAAAGAGGCAGUUCGUGUUGUCAGUUGUAGGUGAAAAGAAGACUUCUGCUAAUCACUUUGUUGUUCGUGAGAGUGAUCACAAAGUCUACGUUGAUAAGAUUGGCUUCCCAACAAUCAUCGAACUCGUCAAUCACUAUGUGUCGACCAAAGAGAGCUUCUCGACCAAGGAUGGAACUGUCAAGGCUGUGCUGAAGCAGGCUGUGGAGCGUCAGAAAUGGGAGCUGUACCAUGAGGAUGUGGAGUUGACGAAGAAGCUUGGAGAGGGAGCAUUUGGAGAAGUAUGGAAGGGGAAGCUCCUGAAGAUUCUGGAUGCAAAUCAUCAGCCUGUACUUGUCGCUGUGAAGACUGCAAAGCUGGAGAGUAUGACGAAGGAGCAGAUCAAGGAGAUUAUGCGGGAGGCUCGAUUGAUGAGAAAUCUUGAUCAUAUCAACGUCGUCAAAUUCUUCGGAGUAGCAGCUGGCACGGAACCUCUUUACGUGAUCAUGGAGUUGGCUGAUGGUGGAGCACUCGAUUCUGCCCUUGGGAAGCUCCAUUUCCCGAUGAUCAAGAAGUACGAGUUGAUCUACCAAGCUGCCAAUGGUCUCGCCUACAUCCACGAGAAGAACCUGAUGCACCGGGAUGUCGCUGCUCGUAACUGCCUUUAUGGUGGUGGACAGGUCAAGAUCGCUGAUUUCGGACUGUCCCGUGAAGGUGCGGACUACACGAUGGAUCUGAAAAAGAAGGUACCAAUCCGUUGGUUGCCUCCAGAGACCAUUCGUUCGGGUCUUUAUACUCCAAAGACUGACGUCUUCGCUUUUGGAGUGAUGGCAUGGGAAAUCACCGAGGAUGGGAAGGAGCCAUAUCCUGGAUUCAAGGUUAUUGAGGUGGCAAUGAAGGUUCUCCAAGGAUACCGUAUGCCGUUCAGCCCGGAGGUAAACAAGGAGUUUGCAGAAUUCAUCUUGACGAAAUGCUGGCCGGAAAAGUAUGAGGAUCGUCUCCCAAUGAAGGACAUUUGCAAGUGGAUGAAGUCGUUUGUCAAGGCUCAAGGAGGAGAUACUGGUCCAGGCGGAAUGAUGUCGAAGAUUGGCAAGAAAAUGAAACGGUCAAACUCGCGUGAGAAGAGCAAAAGCUCGACUAUGACUGCUGCACAUGGGCAAGAUCAAGGUGCAAUGACAGCCAUUGAGAAAUAGUGAACUUUCUACAUGUAUUAUGAAUAGUUUUGAGAAUAAAGUUUAUUGAGAAAA